CCGGCAGCAGAUCAAACGUUCGGAAGUGCCAAUUGAACAUAGGAAAAUUCAGUCUCUUUCAAGAUACCCCUCAUGGACACAGACGGCGACCGCAGUGGCUUGGAAUCCAGGCCGGGAGAAGUCACGCAGGAUAUUACCGUUGAGCAUACAGAACCGCCCGAAAUCCCGACCAUACGCGACCCGACGCGUAAAAAACGCGAGAAGGACACUACACAAUUGCAGAGGGACCCCGGGAAGAGCUUGUUUCCGGUCGCGCGUGUACAACGCAUCUUGAAGGCAGACAAGGAACUUCCAAUGAUUGCAAGGGACGCCGUGUUUCUCAUUUCGCUGGCCACGGAGGAGUUCGUCAAGCGACUGAGCGAAGAGGGGCAGAAGGCUGCCGAACGCAGCCAGCGAACGACAGUGCAGCAGCGCGACAUCGCCACUGUGGUCCGUAGAGCAGACGAGUUCGUGUUCCUAGAAGAAAUUAUCUCAUGGGCGGAGCCAACAGCAGCUCCAGCCCGUCGUAAACCGAAGGCUCUCGAGGAGGGCCCCGCCGGGGAGGGAACCAUGCUUGACCACUUCGUAAAGCAUCCACAAACCACGGCCAAUGAAGACGUUCAGAAUCAAGAUGACGACGUAGUCCUUAACGAAGAUGGGACGAUGGGCAUGGCCACCGAAGACUAGUCAUUAUGGAGCACCUUGCAACGUGCUACGUAUUAUCGCUUGAAUGCGGGUUGUCUACACUACCUCAUUAGUGCCGCCCAUCUUCCGCCUGGUCGCCCUUGCACGCCGUCCCAGGGAUCAACUGCUGCUACCUCGGUCCUACAUGCACAUUCAUAACUUGCUGCGGAUCCUCUCCACGAGGCCUUCAGCCUCUUCCUCGUCGAGCUCUUCACGCGCUUCAAACUCCCUCUGAUGCAUCUCUUGAUGUGAUAGACGUUGCUCCAGCCGCCCCGUUCUCCUCGCUUCCCUUGAUAUCGGCGAGAUUUUCGACGAGGACUGGAACGUCGGUGCUGGCACAAUGUGGUAAUGGACCUAGCCAAUAGUCAAAAAAGGGAUAAUUGGAACAGACCGAAGUGCCCACAUGUGGUACAGCUUGCGCGUAUUCCUGAUUGCAAACGACGUUAAGAGCGGUGUUCUCCAUGGCUAAAGCAUCGCGCGUCCGCUAUCAGUCACCGCAUAUCAAACACGUGUUGGCCUGGUGCGCAAAACAUCAACAAGCUGCCAAGUCACAAUAAAUGCUCCACCCCGCGACUCACUUACCCUCCGUCAAGGCCUUGGCCACCCGUGUAACGGCUUCGCCUACGGCGCCCGCAUACUCGACCGGCAGUUCGCUCAGACGCGACACGUGUGUCUUGGGUAUCACCAACGUGUGCCCCGGGCGCAGAGGGAGGAUAUCGAGGACAGCUAUGACCAGAUCUGUCUCGUACACUCGGUACGCGGGCAGAUCGCCCGCAAUGAUGCGGCAGAACGGGCAGUUGUCGGAGUGCGGUUCGGCGGUGAGGGAGGGCUGCCAGCUAUCGGGGACAUCGCGGUCUUGGUGUGCCGCGAUGAUGAAGGAGGUCAUUGUCGAGUACAAAUAACAAUAG
Molecule: messenger RNA, 1571 nt
Organism: Punctularia strigosozonata HHB-11173 SS5
Lineage: Eukaryota; Fungi; Basidiomycota; Agaricomycetes; Corticiales; Punctulariaceae
Product: histone-fold-containing protein
Exons: 4
Coding region: 73-666 (197 amino acids)
Cellular component (GO): CHRAC; nucleus
Molecular function (GO): protein heterodimerization activity
Source: RefSeq, a predicted model, not a curated record